ACUCAAUCAAAACCCUCUUCCAACUGUGCCAAUCCCACCACCGAGUUCACUCAUCGACUCCUCCACCAACUCAAAGAUUGUCAAGUCCAAUGGCGAUACCUCCAAGUUUUGCCUCCUCCUUUAUCCACACCGAGGGGGGUCUAGCAACAAGUCUCUGGAAAAAGUUUCGUAAAGAAUCAUUGUUCUCUCUUUACUCGCCUUUUGCUGUUUCUUUGGCUUCUGGGACUCUCAAGAUCGACACCUUUCGUCAUUGUAUUGCCCAGGAUGUUCACUUUCUCAAAGCCUUUGCUCAAGCGUAUGAAUUGGCAGAAAACUUUGCAGAUGAUGAUGAUGGAAAGUCAGCAAUCUCUGAGUUAAGGGAAGGUGUCUUGAAGCAGCUAAAAAAGCACAAUUCUUUUGUACAAGAGUGGGGUUCUGACUGUGUUAAAGAAAGCCCUGUCAAUUCUGCAACAUUAAAGUACACGGAAUUCUUACUGGCAACAGCUUCUGGGAAGAUUGAAGGACUAACAGAUCUAGGAGCACUUGCUACUCCGUUUGAGAAAACAAAAAUUGCAGCUUACACUCUAGGGGUCAUGACACCUUGCAUGAGGCUGUAUGCCUUUUUGGGUAGGGAGUUUCGGGCACUUCUAAAACCCAAUGAGCGUGAUCACCCAUACAAAAAGUGGAUUGAGAAUUAUUCUUCUGAAAGUUUUGAGGCAUCAGCUCAGCAGACUGAAGAUGCGCUGGAUAAACUUAGUGUCUCUUUGACAGGCGAGGAACUAAACAUCAUUGAGAAGCUUUAUCACCAAGCCAUGAAACUUGAAAUAGAAUUCUUCUACGCACAGCCACUUACUCAGCCCACUGUUGUUCCUCUGACUAAGGAGCAUGACCUCACACAAGAUCAUCUAAUGAUAUUCUCUGAUUUUGAUCUUACUUGCACAGUUAUUGAUUCAUCCGCCAUGUUGGCAGAGAUAGCAAUAAUAACAGCCCCCACAUCUGAUCAGAGUGAACUGGAAGGUCAAAUUGCUAGGAUGUCAUCUGCCGACCUGAGGAAUACCUGGGAUCUGCUUUCCACGCAAUACACAGAAGAGUAUGAACAAUGCAUAAAAAGCAUUUUGCCCUCUGAGAAAGCGGAGUUCAACUAUGAAGCUCUGCAUAAAGCUCUUGAGCAAGUCUCCGACUUUGAGAAAAGGGCAAAUUCUAGAGUGAUUGAGUCAGGGGUACUUAAGGGUCUAAAACUUGAAGACAUUAAACGCGCUGGUGAACUAAUGAUUCUUCAAGAUGGUUGCAUUGGUUUCUUUCAGAAAAUUGUAAAGAAUGAAAAUCUUAAUGCCAAUAUCCAUGUGAUUUCUUAUUGUUGGUGUGGUGAUCUCAUCAGGGCAGCUUUUUCUUCGGGGGGUUUAGAUGUUCUCAACAUCCAUACAAAUGAGUUCAAUUUCGAAGAAUCGGUAUCCACAGGUGAAAUUGUUACGAAGGUGCAAUCUCCCAUUGACAAGAUUCAAGCUUUCAAUGAUAUCUUACAAGACUGUAGCAAUGACAGAAAUAUCCUGACGGUUUACAUUGGAGACACAGUAGGUGAUUUGCUUUGUCUGCUGAAAGCAGAUAUUGGUAUUGUGAUUGACUGUAGUUCAAGCCUAAGGAGACUUGGGCGUCGGUAUGGUGUUUCUUUUGUCCCAUUGCUGCCUGCCCUGGUUGAGAAACAGAAGCAAUAUGCUGAAGGAAGCUCUUGUAUUUGGAAAGGGAAAUCUGGAAUUCUUUACACUGUCACUAGUUGGGCUGAUAUUAAUGCCUUCUUUUUGGGGUGGUAGAAUCUUUUCUUUUUCUUUGUUUUUUUCCCACCCAUCAUCUUCAUGUUAGUUAGGACAGAUGAAGCAAUCAUUUGUACAGAGAAGGAUUUACAAUGAGGGCAGCAUUCAUUUGUACAGAGAAGGAUUUACAAUGGGGGCAGCAAUCCAAAAAAAAAACUGUUUGAUAGUAUUGGGCUGCCUCCAUUGAAAUCUAAAAGGAAAAAAAUUUUUUUUUGACAAAUUGUGUAAUUACCACAAGUUUAAUUGAAGUUUUGAUUUUG
This is a messenger RNA of Durio zibethinus, 2047 nucleotides long. RefSeq names its product bifunctional TH2 protein, mitochondrial-like. NCBI's taxonomy places the organism in Eukaryota, Viridiplantae, Streptophyta, Magnoliopsida, Malvales, Malvaceae. The record is from RefSeq and is a predicted model, not a curated record. Gene Ontology annotation, cellular component: cytosol.